AUCUGCGCCAUCAGUCAUCACCAUCCCUCCAAGAGAUCAGCAGCAGCAGCAGUGUAGCAAAAAUUUCAUCAACAUCACCGCGUUUAACAAACUCGGUGACGACCUGGAUAUUUGUCGGAGUGUCCCAAUCAGGGAACGGAAGUGAUAGUGCGGGCCAAAAAUGCCCAUCCCAAGGCAUCGGCUGCUGGUUGUUCUACUAACAACCAGCUUGUGCAUUAAUAUAGUUCUCUCUCAGGAUUUACGACCUUUUGAAAGUGAAAUAUCUUCACCAAGCCAUCUCACCAACCGAAACUAUCGAAACACUCGUAAUACCAACAACAACAAUGAGGACUUUGACAACCUGAUUGUUUCUAAUCAGUCGGAAGCGAGGAAUAGUGAGGCUGGAGACGACGAUGCAUCCGAGGACGAAGGGGAAGGAGACGACAAUGGUGGUGGAAGUGGUGGUGGUGGAGGGGACGAAGGUUCCAAUGAUGACGAGGGGGAGGAAGACGACAGCGAAGGACAGGAGGAGGAAGCUCAAGCUCAAGCCUCGGUUUCCAAUCUGCAGUAUGCCCUUCCUUUUGCCAACUUUACAGAGCUAGCUUAUCAUCCCGACACCAAUGUCAGUGCCUCGAGUAUAAUCUAUAGAACGAAAGACUUGGAUACGGCUGCGACUGGAUAUGGUGGUGGUGGUGGUCACGGUGGUCACUCGUCGAGCAAAGGGGGCAAACAUUCUAGUGGACAUCACGGUUCGCAAGGCCACAAGAAGAAGAAGGGUCAUCACAGCUCUCACGGGUACAAAAAGGGGAACAAGGGGCACUCGAAUAAGAAUCAACAUAAAGGAAAUUAUGGUUCCAAUGCUGGGCAAUCCAAGGGAUCAAAGCAAGGAGGAUCUCAUUACGGAGGAAAAUCUCAUGGAUCAAAGGGUUCAAAACAUGCAAAAUACGGUAAAAAGGGAGGCCAUAAGAAGGGACAUUCCACCAAAGGGUUCCAUAACACGUACCACAAGGAUGAGUACAGCAAGCAAAAGAAAUUCUACGACGACUACCAUUCCGGAGGUCAUCAUGCCAAGCACGGGUCUUACGGCAACCAUCAUGAGGACCAUGGCGGCAAGAAAUAUCACGGCAAGCACCACAACGGACACUGGAAAGAAAACCAUCACGGCCAACAAGGACACAACAAGAAAGGUUACUACGAUGAUCAACACAAGGGCCACAAGAGUCAACAUGGAAAUUCCGGACAACACGGCCAAUCUUCCCAUCACGGCCAGAAAGGUGGUCAUCACAGCAAGAAAUCCUACAAGAAGGGAGGUGGAGGUCAUGGAGGUGGUGGUGGAGGUUAUGGGGGCGGGGGUGGUCACAAGGGCGGCGGCGGUUAUGGAGGAGGCGGAGGAGGCGGUGGCUAUGGGGGUGGCUAUUAAGGAACCAGCGGUCAAGAUUAGCUGGCUGGUAUUAUUACUUGAAGUCGGAUUUUGGAUUUCUCAUCGACUUUUACCCACAUCAGCAAAACCGUUUUACACAUAAUGUUUUACACUUACAAAAUCUUCGUUGUAUAUAAAAUGACAUAGUAAAUUAUGCUAUUUUUAUCGUCAAACCAAAAAUCCGAUGUAUUAUUUUGAAAUUGAUGAACAAUAAAUUUUAUGUUUGAAUCUAAAA
Messenger RNA from Folsomia candida, 1634 nucleotides. Its product is annotated as glycine-rich cell wall structural protein 1.8. The transcript is spliced from 10 exons. The coding region runs from base 161 to 1399 and encodes 412 amino acids. The record is from RefSeq and is a predicted model, not a curated record. NCBI's taxonomy places the organism in Eukaryota, Metazoa, Arthropoda, Collembola, Entomobryomorpha, Isotomidae.